CAAAUGUUUACUUGGAGUUCACAUCGCAAACCCAGUGAAAGUGAAAAGAGUUACAGAGGUCUGUCGUCGAGAGCUAACUAUGGCGAUUGGCAGAGUCAUAUCCAACUCCGUUUCCUCUCUCUUUCGUUCAUCUUCGCUCCGCAGAUUCUAUUCAUCCAGCAUCCCGUAUCACUUACAACAGGUUGGCUUCAUAGGACUUGGCAAUAUGGGUUCUCGAAUGGCUAGUAAUUUGAUAAAGGCAGGAUACAAAGUCACUGUUUAUGACUUAAACCACAGUGCUAUGAAGUUCUUCUCAGACAAGGGAAUUCUCACAAAAGAUUCACCAUCUGAAGUUGCUGAAGCAAGCGAUAUUGUAAUUACUAUGUUGCCAUCAUCAACCCAUGUUUUGGAUGUCUACAAUGGACCAAAUGGUUUGCUUCACAAUGGGAAUAUACUGAGGCCAUGGUUGUUCAUAGAUUCAUCCACGAUUGAUCCUCAAACAUCAAGAAAACUUUCUGAGGCUGUAUCAGCAUGUGCAUUAGAAGAUAAGAAAGAUUACUGGGAGACCCCUGUCAUGUUGGAUGCACCUGUGUCUGGUGGUGUUCUUGCUGCUGAUGCUGGAACACUUACGUUCAUGCAUGUCAUUCCAGGUUGGAGGCCUAGAGGAAGCUUAUCAGGCUGCAAAGCCCUUGCUCCUUUCUAUGGGAAAAAACACAAUUUAUUGUGGUGGAGCAGGAAAUGGUUCUGGCAGUAUACUGCAUUUAGCCCUUCUAAGUGGCAACAAGUUUUGGCAGCAAAGAUUUGCAACAACUUGACAAUGGCUGUGAGUAUGCUUGGGGCGUCAGAAGCCUUUGCACUUGGACAGUCUUUGGGGAUUUCGGCUAGUACACUAAUGAAGAUAAUGAACUCCUCAAGUGCUCGCUGUUGGAGUAGUGACAGUUAUAAUCCAGUGCCUGGAGUUAUGGAAGGUGUUCCUUCUUCAAGGAAUUAUGAUGGUGGCUUUGCAUCUAAGCUUAUGGCCAAAGAUUUAAAUCUUGCCACCACAUCAGCAAAAGAAGUUGGUGUUAGAGUUCCAUUGGCAUCCGAAGCAGAACAAAUAUUCAUGGGGCUGUGCGACGAGGGACAUGAAACUAAGGAUUUCUCAUGUGUCUUCCGCCAUUUCUACCACGGCAAGGAUGAGCUGUGAUUUAACAAAAGAACAGUUUCUUUUGCUGCACCUUCAUGUUCCAACAUCUUGAGCUUCUUCACUUCUCCUCCUUGUAUGCGCAAAUAUAACUACUAGCUGGCUUUGAUCAGGUUUUUCAGUUAUUCUCCAGGAUGUUCUUGUCUGUUCAUUCUGUGCGAUAGAUAAAUUGAGGUGCAAUGCAAUGCCAACAAGCAAUUUGGCACAACAUUUGUUGAAUGUAAUAGGAAAUUAGGCUCUCUCUCUCUCCAUUGCCAAGGAAUUAGGAUGGUUGAAGUUGUCCCAGGAAUAUACGUCAAGCGGUUAGACAAAUGAUAUGCUCGUGUUAGUCUAAUGAAUCAUGAGUUUGAUAUCUUCCCUGACGUAAUUGAGAGCACAAGGAUGACUGAAGUUUACCAUUUCAAUAAAUGAGAUCCCUUAUUGCAGUUUUUAUUUUUUUGGUUAAAUGGUGCUAACAAUUAGUAAAAAUGUAAAAUGUAGGUAUCUAUUUCUUCCAUCACAAUAUUGCAUUUUUUUUGUUAUAGCAUUGAUAUAUGGGAUGAUUUCAUGUAACUUUUCAUUUAGAUAAGUUAUGGUUAUAAUUAGAUAA
This is a messenger RNA of Diospyros lotus (date-plum), 1751 nucleotides long. Its product is annotated as probable 3-hydroxyisobutyrate dehydrogenase, mitochondrial. Lineage: Eukaryota; Viridiplantae; Streptophyta; Magnoliopsida; Ericales; Ebenaceae. Gene Ontology annotation, molecular function: 3-hydroxyisobutyrate dehydrogenase activity; NAD binding; NADP binding. Bases 80 to 1165 code for a protein of 361 amino acids. The record is from RefSeq and is a predicted model, not a curated record. The transcript is spliced from 12 exons. Gene Ontology annotation, biological process: L-valine catabolic process.